AUGACCAUGGAAGCAUCUGUACCUUUGCCGGCCAAAGAUAAGCUUUGUGAGAAUUAUUGCAGGAUAUUGGAAGAGGAGGUACUCGGCGAGAUCACAACCUCCGCGUACAACCUGCAGUUCGUCCCUCUCGCAGAAGAUGUCGUGUCACUCGAACAUGAUAGUGCACUCAGGGAGAUCUGGGCAGACGGAGAUGAGACUGUAUCAUACAGCUCUAAUGCUCGCGUUCAUGACUACGCAAAGUUUAUACGUAUAUGCACACAUUCUCUCGGAGAAAUUAAGCUGACGGCCCAGCAACUAGCCAGAUUACUGUCGAAGAAUCUCGAGAGUAAUACACCGGAUAAUGCAAACAACAUGCUAGGAACAACGUCAGACAAGCUGGAUUCACUUAUGACCAUCGACUGGAGAGUGGAUAUGAUCACUCCUUUGCUCACACAGCUGACAUACGAGGGUCUCAUCGACGAAGUCAUCGGGAUUAGAAAUUCGCAUGUCGAGCUCCCGGUAUUGCUUUUGACUCUGCCCAGCGCUCCAAACCAAGCUGCAGGAUCUUCAACGACACCCCAACCCCAAGCAGGCACUUCGCUAGCACGAGAGAGAAGAAGAAGAAACACCACUUGA
Molecule: messenger RNA, 615 nt
Organism: Phanerochaete carnosa HHB-10118-sp
Lineage: Eukaryota; Fungi; Basidiomycota; Agaricomycetes; Polyporales; Phanerochaetaceae
Exons: 6
Coding region: 1-615 (204 amino acids)
Biological process (GO): intracellular protein transport; vesicle-mediated transport
Cellular component (GO): CORVET complex; fungal-type vacuole
Source: RefSeq, a predicted model, not a curated record